AUGGCAUCAGACGGGCUUGACAAACAAAAAAGAUUGCUGCCGACGCCGGCUCAGAUCGGACUGCCGAUGUACUCUAAUUCCCAGAACCACGCGUUGGGGUACUACCCGCAGCACCAGCAGCACCAGCAGCACCAGCAGCAUCAACCACAACAACAACAGCAACAACAGCAACAACAGCAACAACAUCAACAACAGCAACAGCUGCUGCACCAGCCGCAACAAUUGCAUCAACAAUUGCAUCAACAAUUCCAACAGCCUCCGAUCAUGCAGUCCCAGCUGCUACCGCAAUCGCAACCUGUCCAAGGCCUUCCGCAAGGUCUGCAACCACAUUUCCCCGAACGAUCGAGUUUGGCCGAGAAAAUCCACAAGGAGGUGGUGCAGCCGCCGUUGGCCUAUCAGUCGCCUAAUCCUCGAGCAUUAGACCCUGUGCCCCUCAAGCGGUCGCGCAGGCGGUCAAAGUUCUCGAGGGAGCAAGAUGAACUGAUAGUGCGUCUCAAGCAGGAAGGCCAUUCGUGGGUUGAAAUUGCAGAGGCUACAGGUGUUGGAAACUACUUAACUGCUCGAAACCGUUAUCAGGUGCUGAUUGGCCAACAGGGUGGAACCAAUUCGGAUUACUCUACCCAAGACAUAUUGGUGUUACAGUCUUUGCUAGACCAUGGCGAGUCUGCCAAAUGGGAGUAUCUGACCAAGGAACUCAAUAAGCGAACGGAUAAGGCCUUCGAUGAGAGAUAUCUACGUGCCACGGUAGCGCGACUGUUUUCUACCAACCCUGAGACCUUCGGAGUUGACGAGAGGUACUAUCGUGAGCUGCUUAGGCUGAAUGGUAAGGAUCCGAACGAUGCUAGUAGUCGGUCACAGUCUUCGGUGCUACAGCAGCCCCAACAACCUCUGCAACAGCCUCCUCAACAAAUCCCUCCUCAGCCUCGGUUUUUAGAGCUCGAGGAACGCUUCUCAUACCCCGCACACCGCUACCAACCCUGGCAGAUCAGAGAUCACGAUCUCAACCCCAAUGAAAAGUCUUAUCCGAGACAAUAG
Kuraishia capsulata CBS 1993 is the source of this 1035-nucleotide messenger RNA. RefSeq lists its product as uncharacterized. Bases 1 to 1035 code for a protein of 344 amino acids. The record is from RefSeq and is a predicted model, not a curated record. The transcript has a single exon. NCBI's taxonomy places the organism in Eukaryota, Fungi, Ascomycota, Pichiomycetes, Pichiales, Pichiaceae.